Molecule: messenger RNA, 4014 nt
Organism: Pogoniulus pusillus (Red-fronted tinkerbird)
Lineage: Eukaryota; Metazoa; Chordata; Aves; Piciformes; Lybiidae
Gene: ACER2
Product: alkaline ceramidase 2
Exons: 6
Coding region: 116-943 (275 amino acids)
Biological process (GO): ceramide catabolic process; sphingosine biosynthetic process
Cellular component (GO): Golgi membrane
Source: RefSeq, a predicted model, not a curated record
CAGCCCAGCCCGGCACCGCGGCGGCAGCGGGAAGCUGCCCCGCCCCUCGCGUAGGCCCGAGGCCGCGGGCGGGUCGAGGUUCCCGCAGUGCCUGGCCGGGGUGGCCAGCGGCGCCAUGGGCGUGCUGCUGUGGUGGGACCAGCUGCGGGCUGGCAGCUCGGAGGUGGACUGGUGCGAGGACAACUACACCAUCGUGCCUGCCAUCGCCGAGUUCUAUAACACGAUAAGCAACGUCUUGUUUUUUGUUUUACCACCCAUAUGUAUGUACUUGUUCCGUCAAUAUGCAACCUGCUUCAACAGUGGAAUAUAUUUAAUAUGGACUCUGCUAGUUGUCGUUGGAAUUGGAUCUGUUUACUUUCAUGCCACUCUCAGUUUCCUGGGCCAAAUGCUAGAUGAACUGGCUAUUCUCUGGGUCCUGAUGUGUGCUUUUGCCAUGUGGUUCCCAAGGAGAUACCUGCCUAGAGUUUUUCGGAAUGACAGGAGCCGAUUUAAAGCUGCUGUGGGUGUCCUGUCUGGAGUUACUACUUGCCUUGCCUUCAUUAAGCCUGCCAUCAACAAUAUCUCACUAAUGACUCUGGGUCUCCCCUGCACAGCUUUGCUUAUUGCCGAGUUGAAGAGGUGUGAAAACCUGCGUGUGUACAAACUGGGUCUCUUUUCAGGUCUUUGGUGGAUGCUAGCACUUUUCUGCUGGAUCAGUGACAAAGUAUUUUGUGAGAUCUGGUCCUCAUUUAACUUUCCCUACUUGCACUGUGUAUGGCACAUUUUGAUUUGUCUUGCUGCAUACCUGGGCUGUGUCUGCUUCGCUUACUUCGAUGCUGCCUCUGAGAUCCCUGAGCAAGGCCCUGUCAUAAAGUUCUGGCCCAGUGAAAGAUGGGCAUUCAUUGGAGUUCCCUAUGUUACUCUCCUCUGCGCACACAAGAAGUCACCUGUGAAGAUCACAUGAAGUUGAUCAUGAAAUGAGGAUGGAAUUUCAACUUACAUUUCAGCAAAGACAGUACUUAAAUAAUGCUAAAUUAAUGGGGUUGUAUUUUGUCUUAAGAUAUGCAGCACUUCAGGUGUCACAGAAGGAGGAGGCAAAUGUGUUCUUUUUUCUCUCUGGAGGAGGGAGAUAAGGUAGGAAGUUGCAGGUUCUUAAACACUGAAGUAGCCACUGCACUAGUUGGCUCUGUUUUGCACUAUGUUUUCAAUGUAGCAUUUCACUUUAUGUAAGCUCUUUCCAAAUACCAGGGUAAAAGAAUGAUGUUUCUGCAGUAGGUCGUCUCUGGUGCUUGAUUCACUUCUUAAGUAACUUCUGGUUUAAGGUAUUCUUUGUAAAAGAAGCCAGUCCAAGAUGCCUACUUGCCAUCCUGUGCCCUUCUCAGCUUUGAAUUUCGUGUGGUUGCAUAUGGCCACAAGAGUGUGCUCGAAGCCCGCGCUCCACCCAGCCGGGCGGGUGGCUGUGCAUCACCUCGCAUCUGGGAGUACGUGGGUGAUUCCCCAGGUAAAACAGCAACUGAGCAACUGCAGCAGUGCAGUUAGACGGCGCGAAUGCGGGAAUAGCUAACAGAAGACUCAGUCCCUGAAAUGAAAUAGUUCAAGGGUUUUGAGCUUUGCUAUACUUCCACUGACCUGUAGAUGUUUGUAUGCUCUUACAGAGAUGUCACCAAAAUCUAUUUCUACCUUUGCAGACAUGUUUGGUCUUGAAUUUGACAUUGAAAAUCACCCAGAAGUGUGAGCAUUAAUUUCAGGAAGAGCUUGGGUCAGCAUUGAUUGGCAGUGUGAUUAAACUAUAGAAACUUUCAGGUUCCCAGCUGUACAUUUGAGAGUUAACUUUUCACUAGUGCAUUGCAGAGUGAUGUGAAUAGCAGUCCAGUUUGUAGUGUGGUAGUUAUACUUAGGAAAAAAGUAGAUACCACUCAAAAAACAGAAGACUUUGAUUUCUGUGAGCAACAAAAUGUGACAUUGAGUCUUCAGUUCUUAUGAAAGAAUGAUAGAUUCAGGCUUUCUGUUUGUUUUUAGCCAGCUUUGUAAAGCUAAGGGAUGUCUGGACCUAAUAAGUUUUUAAGGCUAUACUUUGAAGUUGAAGUUCAAGAAUGUCUGUGGUUCUUUCAAGCUCAGUCUGUUUUUGAAAGGAUGAAAAUUGCAGGCACAGUUUUUCAAAUAUUAGCUAUUAUUUCUGCUGAUCAUUGCUGUUGGGUACAUUCCACCUGAUAUCAGAUCAGUAAGUGGAUUAAGGCUUUGUAUGUACACUUUUAAUAAGUGAUUUUUUUCUUUAAUACUAGACCACAAAAUACCAUUUAUUCUGUAUUUUGCUAAGAACUCCCAUGGUGUACUUGGAUUUUAAGAGACCUGGAAAUAUACUCCAUACAGUAUAGUCUUUAGGAGACUGCCUUUUAACAAGACCUUUGGCAUAAAUUACCUUUCAAGUGUUGUAAAACCUUUCAGAUAACUUUUGUAUUAAAAUAUAUGUUUUGAAAACAAGAGCUAAGGUGAAUGCUCUUACCCUUAAAGCAAAGUUUUUGGUGGGAGGUAUGGCUGUCUUUGGAAGAACUUCGAGUUGAAUGUGUAGCCUACUGUCAGAUUGGCUAACAGAUCAUAAACCCAGCAACAUUUCUAGCAGAACAGUGUGGAUUAACACAAUUUGCUACUGGAUUUGUCUGAGGGAAGUUUUUUUUUGGACACUAAGUCAAUAUAAUUUUUCUAUGAAACUUGUUUGUAAAAGUUCAUAUGGUAAUCUUUAUUAAUCUUUGAAACACAGCUGCAUUUCUCUUUUUGUUCCUUUCUCUGUAAUUAUGAAAUGCUCAGUUUCAAACACUUCUCAGGUAUUUAAAUUCAAAUUAUGAGAUCCUUAUGCGGGUAGGCUUGCUGGCUGGAACCCAGCUAAGGUUGCUGAUGUCCGACAUGGCCCUGCAUUGAGUAAGAUUUUUCAUUGUGUUUGCUAAAUUAUUAUGUUACGAUAAAUAAGUUAUUUUCAGUAUUGCUUGAAAUUAGUAACUGCAGGCAUAAUGUACUAUUCAAAAUGCCUGGAGCGAAGGCUGCAGUUAAUACUUUGCUUGAAAGCAAUCUCUGACUCUAGUGAAGGGCUCCAGUCAGCCCACUGUUAACUGCUGUCUUCUGAUCUGCAGAGUGUGGCUGCUCGCAAAGAAGUAAUUUUGUAAUUUAAAAAAAUGGCAGUAAUGCAUUCAGGUAGUGCAGAACAGAAUGAAUGCAAGUGCGAGCCAAGAAUCAUCUGUAUUUUUGUUAACUAAACCUCAUAAUUUACAUAGGGGAUUCUGUGAACAGAGAUCACUGUCUGAUAUUCAGAGAUCCGCUGCAAAACUGCUUGGGCAUAUUCCACUGUAACAGCAGCUCACCACUUUACAUUAAAUGAAUGUUAGCUAAUAUGCCCUGAGAAAAGCUACAUUUAUUUCGGAAAUGAAAAAUGAUACUGUUUUUUACUGGAUUCAGAGCUUUACAGAUUGCACUUUGGGCUAAUGCUUUGGUUUACGGUAACAUUAAUACUCAAAGAAGUGAUUGGCAUACAGAGGGGUUUGUGGUGGUGGCCUAAUCAAACAAAUGAAUAGACACGUGCACAAGUUGUUAUAUUAUAUUGGAGUGUAAGGUGAUACACGCUCAGGUUUUAAAGCCACAGAAUGCUUUCUUCCCUUGCUGUUAGGAAGCAGGUUUCAAGUCCUUAGGUUCAGUUAGUAUUUUAGUUUAAUAAGUGGGAUGCAGUAUAUGUUGAGCAUAAUAUAGAUUUCGUAGUUUGAUGUGUGGUAUCCAUUGCUCCCUCAAUAUUACAGUUCUGAUUACUUACAAGAAAGUGUUUUGUCUCUCCGUGAUUGCAAACACUUGCCUGAUUCACAGUCACUAAAACCUCAAUAAAUAGUAUCCGGGGAGUGGUAUUGAGGUGGUUGUUUGUUUUAUUUGUUUUGGUUUUGUUUUCUUCUUUCUUUUUUUUCCCCAUGUCAGUCAAAGUCUGUAUGCUGAAAAUUUGUGGAAAGCAUGUAAUACUUUGCAACAUUACAUUCAGAAUAAAUAUCGUAUGCCUUUUCA